Monascus purpureus is the source of this 1502-nucleotide messenger RNA. The record is from the annotation of a GenBank genome assembly. Lineage: Eukaryota; Fungi; Ascomycota; Eurotiomycetes; Eurotiales; Aspergillaceae.
GAAAAUCGGAAUUUCUGGACAUCAUCACGCCGGGUGAGAUAUGAGAAGAGCUAUUCUUCCUCUUCCUUCGCAAAAAGGUCCGUCUAUCAUGGCAUCGGCGAUAUCCGCAACGAAUCAUGAUGGAUAUUGACCCCUUUUCGCUGUCCAAAUUGGCCGAAGGCGUGGAUGCGCGCUGAUGCCCGAACGUGCUUUCAUCAAGGGAUCAUUCCAUGCAUUAAUUAGUAGGCAUUAUUCUCCUAUGGCGUUCUUGCCGGGUGUCCCCGCUUGCAUUUCAUUGCAUUCUAUCUCUUUAUUAAAAAUUUUUUCUUGUUGCCCAUUUAUACAGAUUGAUAAUCGGGCGUUCUCGACGUGGCCCCAGUGGCUCUUUUCCCCCCAAUUCUUCCUUCUGUCCUGGUCCAGAACCGACAAUUUUUGUUUUCUUCUUUAUUUUCGUCUCUUUCUCUCUUGCUUUGCUUUUUCUUCAAUAAUAAACGGCGUCAAGAAAGUGGGAAUGAAGUCUAAAUAUUGUGGAUGCUGAAAAAUACUCGAUGCAUUCUCAACCGCCUCGUAGGCCAAGAAUGAGCAGGCAAGGUUCUUUGAGAGGUUCUUCGAAUCAGAUCACACCCGGGAGUGUACCUUCCAGCAGCAGCCAACUAUCUCGGGACUUAAGUAUAGCUAGUCUCGGUCAGUCGCAAAGGAAGCACGAAGGCUACGGCACAAAGAAGCACAUCACAGUCAUCACGGGAAGGGUGCACUCCACGGAUGAUGUCCCGUCGCUGUAUAUAGGCUCUCUCACGUCAUCACCGACGGUUACAACACUGGAUACAAAGAUAAUGGCCUCAGAACCCGCUGGCAACAAUACUGUCCUCGAGGAAGACGAGACGGGAGCUCUUAUCGUUUCACGAAAUGCUUCCCCAGCCCACCACCCUGGGUACAUGUGUCUUUUCCACAUUCUCAACUGCUAUGAGACGUUUGACAACGCUGAGCAAUGGAAGACUCACAUUCUCAGUCACUUUCGUACCCAUCCGCCGCCCAAGUCGGCCCGGUGUCCACUGUGCCCGGAUAAGAAGUUCACGACCAAUUCAUCUUCAACUCUCCACAGCAGUGCCUGGGAUCUCAUGCUGGACCACAUCAUCACAGUACACUACCACCGGGGUCAGACCCUUGCAGGAAGCCGCCCCGAUUUCGAGUUGAUGCAAUACCUCUACCGUUUGCGGAUCAUCAGUGAUGCACAGUUCAAGACGAUACAGCUUGCGCCAUCUUCGUCGAGUCCUGCUUAUCAUCGGUCUCAGGACUCGGUGAGGGAGAGCAUUGGCUCGACGGACGAGCCAUACUAUGCUCCAUAUAGCCGUCGGAGGGAGAAGAGGCUGCGUAGUCACAGUCGGGGAAUUAGUGUUGCAUGAGAGAUAUAUCAUUUGCGGAAGUAUUUGUUAUGGCAUUUUCUGGGUUAUCAAGCGUGGGCAUGGCAUAUAGACUUGCUAUUUUUUUUAAAAAAAAAAUUUAUUUAUUUUUUUGCAUAAGAG